This is a messenger RNA of Dromiciops gliroides (monito del monte), 2755 nucleotides long. It is a transcript of the gene GREM1, whose product is annotated as gremlin 1, DAN family BMP antagonist. The record is from RefSeq and is a predicted model, not a curated record. Lineage: Eukaryota; Metazoa; Chordata; Mammalia; Microbiotheria; Microbiotheriidae. The transcript is spliced from 2 exons. Gene Ontology annotation, molecular function: BMP binding; receptor ligand activity. Bases 315 to 869 code for a protein of 184 amino acids. Gene Ontology annotation, biological process: animal organ morphogenesis.
GGGCGGAAUAGCGGGUCCGGACCGGGCGGCGCCUGGCCAAUGAUGUGGCGAGGCCCCGGAGCGCGGCGUUCAGCCGGCGGACAUUUAAAUGGGAGACGCCGAGAUGCUGAGGCACUCGGCGCGCCCUCCAUGGACUCGGGGGCCAAUCCAGCAACGCAGCCACAGUCGCAGCUCCCAAGCUAACCCCGUGUGCAGCCCCAGGGGGGUCGGGGGGCGCGCAGCCGGCCCCUGGGGCAGUCCCAGCGACUCAGGAAGACUCCCAAAGCGCCUCGGUCAGGAAGAGAAGAGGAGAAAAAAGGAGGCUUCCGAACAGGAUGGGUCGAACAGCCUACACUGUGGGGGCUUUGCUUCUGCUCUUGGGAACCUUGCUGUCUGCCACCGAAGGGAAAAAGAAAGGAUCUCAAGGUGCCAUCCCACCUCCUGAUAAGGACCAGUAUAAUGACUCAGAGCAGACUCAGACUCCCCAACAGCCUGGAUCCAGGAACCGGGGGCGGGGCCAGGGUCGGGGCACUGCCAUGCCUGGGGAGGAGGUGCUGGAGUCCAGCCAGGAGGCCCUGCAUGUGACUGAACGCAAAUACCUGAAGCGGGACUGGUGUAAGACACAGCCUCUCAAGCAGACCAUACAUGAAGAGGGCUGCAACAGCCGUACCAUCAUCAACCGCUUUUGCUACGGCCAAUGCAACUCCUUCUACAUUCCCCGGCACAUCCGGAAAGAGGAAGGCUCCUUUCAGUCAUGUUCCUUCUGCAAGCCCAAGAAAUUCACCACCAUGAUGGUUACCCUCAAUUGUCCUGAAUUGCAGCCACCAACCAAGAAGAAAAGGGUCACCCGGGUGAAGCAGUGUCGCUGCAUAUCUAUUGAUUUGGAUUAGGUCAAGGACACCAGACCUGCCCUAAUGACUCAGCCCCAGAUGUGCACAGUGCCAGGGCAAAGGCAGCUUGGCACUUCCUAUGCUCAAAUCCCAGAUGCAAGAAGAACCAAUCACUGCCUCUUGGCACAAACAUGCAUGUGUGUAUUUGUCUGUGCAAUGGAACAUUGCAUGCAUGUCCAGAGGCACCAUGGGGGAUAAAACAAUCUCUUCUGGAGGGCACUUCUUAUUAUGUAAAGAGUAUCUGUUGCACUUGGGGAUGAUGCAGAUGACCCCAAUCCCUGGCAACUUCCCUGAGGCAAAUCACGUCAGGCAGGGAUGUUGUCUUGCUUUGCCCCUGCCUUCAGUGCGCCUUCUUAGACAUCUAAGAUUCUAUUCAGAAUGAGUGUUGCAUGGACAGUGGUUACCCUGGGCUUUAUUAGUGGAGUACGGGAAGGGACCUGCUUUCAGAUCUGCAUUUGACAUAAAAAAGUGAUUUCAGAAGCUCCUUCUCCUCACCAGCCCUUCCUUUCAACUACUUUUGGUCCAUGCCCCCAAAACCAGAAUCAAUAGCUGUUUCAAAACCAGACUCCUCUCUGUUAGCUAUCCCUGUUGUCUUCUUACAAUGGUCUUUAUGUAUUUUGUUCUUUGCGAAAAAUACUCCAGAUGAUAAAAGGAGGCUUGGAUUGCCAAGAAAAUGGAGUUGAGAGACACUGAGGGCAUAGUAGUAGUCUAAGAGGUAGAAUUUAGGGGUAAGGCCCACAUGAGCUUAGCAGGAUUAAGGUAGGGAGUGUGCAGGGAACUGAACAUGACAAUAAUGUAAAAUCAUCCUUUGGAGAAGAAUUUUUUUCAGCGUGAAACAGAACCUAGUGAAGCAAGCACUCAAUAAAUGUCUUGCAUAACACCUUCAACUCUGUUGUACAUUUUGAAAUGGGACUGAAUUAAAUAUGGCAACCUUAACCCUGAUUUUCUUGACAUUAUUUGUAGGGGACCAAAUUUUCAAUUUGGCACUUCCCAACCCAAGAUCAAAUUUCUAUCUUGUUAUUUUUUUGAGCCCACUAAUUUUGGGGGGGGGGGCGGAGCAACAAGGGUUAAGUGACUUGCUCAGGGUCACACAGCUAGUAAGUGUCAAGUGUCUGAGGUCAGAUUUGAACUCAGGCCCUCCUAAAUCCAGGGCUGGUGCUUUAUCCACUGUACCACCUAGCUGUCCCCCCACUAAAAUUUACAAUAUAUAAAAAGAACUAAAUCAUUACUACCCAUCCCUGCCCCUCACCCUGUCCCGUGUCCCCACAAAUACAGGACUUAAAGUCUUCUGAAAAUUAAAUCAUUAUGUUAUUGUUAACUCAACAAGAACUGUGCUAGGUGCUGGAGAUACAAAGGCAUAAAUAAAAUAGACCUUUCCCUCAAGGGGCCUAUGUUCUGCUACUUAAUAGAAUCAGUCGUAAUGGUUUGGAAGCUGUUCACAAGGUUGGGGUCUAUAGGAGAUGCUGAUUACGCUCAAUCCAGUUCCCAGACUGAAGAUUUUUCUCUAAGAUGGAGGAGCUCUUGUGGUCUCAACACUGGGGUUGGCUUUAAAGUGUCACCUCUUUCCCCCUACAUUUCAUGCCAUGGAGUCUGACCUACUAACUAACUAGGCGAGUUUGAUAGAUAUUUACCACCACUUAUUCAACUCAUGAAAAAAGGAUCCCCAGCCUGUACUUUCUCCCAGGGUAAAUAGCCUGGUUUUCUCAGAGAAUAAGGAAAAAUAUCACCUAACACCAAUUGAAGUUGACCUCGGUUAUCAGUUAAGUUAUUUUUCAGUCAUGUCUGAACUUUUCUGACCCCUUUUGGGGUUUUCUUGAUAAAGACAUUGGAGUGGUUUGCCAUUUCCUUUUUAAGCUCAUUUUACAGAUGAAGAAACUGAAGUAAAU